AAUCCAAUCUCCCAAACCUCCAAGCGCUCCUCAACCUCCCCUCGCACCGGCGACAUGGCCCGCACCAAGCAGACGGCGAGGAAGUCCACCGGCGGCAAGGCGCCGAGGAAGCAGCUGGCGACCAAGGCCGCCCGCAAGUCCGCCCCGGCCACCGGCGGCGUCAAGAAGCCCCACCGCUUCCGCCCCGGCACCGUCGCGCUCCGCGAGAUCCGCAAGUACCAGAAGAGCACCGAGCUGCUCAUCCGCAAGCUCCCCUUCCAGCGCCUCGUCCGCGAGAUCGCCCAGGACUUCAAGACCGACCUCCGCUUCCAGUCCUCCGCCGUCUCCGCCCUGCAGGAGGCCGCCGAGUCCUACCUCGUCGGGCUGUUCGAGGACACCAACCUCUGCGCCAUCCACGCCAAGCGCGUCACCAUCAUGCCCAAGGACAUCCAGCUCGCUCGCCGCAUCCGUGGAGAGAGGUAUAACUCAUGGAAAAGAAGUUUGUUCCCUGCAGAAAAACUGAAGAGAAUCCACCGGUCCAGGUUUCAGGCCCCCCAAAUCUCGAGAACGCGUCUCCCAGCCCACGCCUACAGCCCAAAAUUUUCGAGCUCCCGCCACAGCUCUGACCCAGGCCGCCAAUCCACCGGCCAAGCUUUCGGCCAGGUCACCGAUCCGCGGCAUCUGUCCCCCGGAUCGCCGUCUCGACCGUCCACUCCAUCCGCAUCGAACGGCAGGCAGAUGCCUCCUCAACCUCUCGUCCCCUUUAAAACGCCCUUCGCCCCUCUCCCCAAAUCACAGCACCAGUCACCACCACCGUUCCUCACAUUCCACAUCCGCUCGCUCGCUCGCAGCUCGAGAUCGUCAGCCAUGUCCGGGCGCGGCAAGGGAGGCAAGGGGCUCGGCAAGGGCGGCGCCAAGCGCCACAGGAAGGUGCUGCGCGACAACAUCCAGGGCAUCACCAAGCCGGCGAUCCGGCGUCUGGCGCGCCGUGGCGGCGUGAAGCGCAUCUCGGGGCUCAUCUACGAGGAGACCCGCGGCGUGCUCAAGAUCUUCCUCGAGAACGUCAUCCGCGACGCCGUCACCUACACCGAGCACGCCCGCCGCAAGACCGUCACCGCCAUGGACGUCGUCUACGUCAUAAACGACCCCUUCCCUCUGCCCCUCCCGAUUCUCUCCCUCUCCCCCAUUCUCCCUCGAGCCAUGGCGGCGGCUGGUAAAGUGAGCGGUGAGGGUGAUACAGUAGGCGGCGACGGAGGGACAAGAGGUGAUGAUGACGGCUUCUCGGAGUUGGACAACUGGCUCGACAACAAUAGCUUGCCGACGCAGCGAGCUGCUUCCACAGAGUUCCAUUCGACCUCCCCGCGCACCGGCGACAUGGCCCGCACCAAGCAGACGGCGAGGAAGUCCACCGGCGGCAAGGCGCCGAGGAAGCAGCUGGCCACCAAGGCCGCCCGCAAGUCCGCCCCGGCCACCGGCGGCGUCAAGAAGCCCCACCGCUUCCGCCCCGGCACCGUCGCGCUCCGCGAGAUCCGCAAGUACCAGAAGAGCACCGAGCUGCUCAUCCGCAAGCUCCCCUUCCAGCGCCUCGUCCGCGAGAUCGCCCAGGACUUCAAGACCGACCUCCGCUUCCAGUCCUCCGCCGUCUCCGCCCUGCAGGAGGCCGCCGAGUCCUACCUCGUCGGCCUCUUCGAGGACACCAACCUCUGCGCCAUCCACGCCAAGCGCGUCACCAUCAUGCCCAAGGACAUCCAGCUCGCCCGCCGCAUCCGUGGAGAGAGGGCCUAGGCUGCUCUCUGGAAGCUGUGGUCGUUUGUUAGGUCCAUCAUCUUAGCCUUUGUUCCGCGGUGGAAAUGUGCGUGCUAGUUUAUGUUCGUGCCAUGGUGGAUGUAGUGUGCCUGUCUGGUGUCACCAUCUUGUUGUCAUCGGUAAUUUAAAUGAGAAAUGUUGGAUAUCUGUUCUUA
Molecule: messenger RNA, 1940 nt
Organism: Hordeum vulgare subsp. vulgare (domesticated barley)
Lineage: Eukaryota; Viridiplantae; Streptophyta; Magnoliopsida; Poales; Poaceae
Exons: 4
Coding region: 55-1764 (569 amino acids)
Cellular component (GO): nucleosome
Molecular function (GO): protein heterodimerization activity; structural constituent of chromatin; DNA binding
Source: RefSeq, a predicted model, not a curated record